Sorghum bicolor (sorghum) is the source of this 3710-nucleotide messenger RNA. RefSeq lists its product as uncharacterized. Gene Ontology annotation, biological process: mRNA processing. The record is from RefSeq and is a predicted model, not a curated record. The transcript has 3 exons. Lineage: Eukaryota; Viridiplantae; Streptophyta; Magnoliopsida; Poales; Poaceae. Bases 159 to 2378 code for a protein of 739 amino acids.
CUCCGCAUCCCCUCCCCGCCGCAACUCAGCCGCGCCGCCGUCGCCGUGCACGCACCAGCGCCACCACUUCGGCGCUUCCCUAUCAGACCGACAAACAAGGCCAAAACCCCACGACGACGCCGGCCACGGCCACCGCGAGGGUUUUUUAGCCUCCUCCGAUGCCGCCGCCUCGCCGCGCGCUUCUCACCUCCCUCCUCCGCCUCCGCUCCUUCUCCUCCAUUGCUUAUCCCCAUCCCCACCCACCCGCGCCCCCGCGGCGCCACCAGUUCGUCGCCGACCCUACCACCUCCACAAGCCGUGGCGUCAUCGGGGGCAUCGGUGGCGGGAGCGGGAACCCCUUGGACCCAACGCAGCUCCUCCGUGACGACCCGGUGGCAAUCACCGCUUCCCUUUGGGUAUCCUCCUUCCGCGCCGCCGCCGCCGCCUCCGGCUCCGGCUCUUGUACCUCCGCACCGCCGCAAUCGCUCACCCCCUUCCUCUCGCGCCUGGAGCUGUGGGUGCUCGCCUACCAGAAGGCAUACGCUGACGAGACCGGCUCCUACCUGCCGCGCUCCUCCAUCCCGGCCUCCACGCUCACCUCCCUCCUCACGCUCCGCAACGCCGUACUCGACGCCCGCUUCCGCUUCGGCAACCGCCUCACCCCCUUCCUCCAGUCCCCGCGCGCCGCCAACGCGCCGGACCCCGCCACCCUCUCCAAGCGCAAGCUCCGCGCCCUCCUCACAACCCCCGGCCCACCGCCCUUCCAGGACCGCGUCGUGCAGGAGCUGCUCCUACUCCUGCUCGAGCCCGUCUACGAAGCCAGGUUCUCGCCAAAGUCCUUCGCCUUCCGCCCCGGUCGAUCCCCGCAUGCCGCGAUCCGCACCAUCCGCCGCAGCUUUGCGCCAUACCUCUGGUAUAUCAAGGGCGACCUCUCCCCACUCCUGCACUCGCCUGAUCCUGCGCUUGUGGUCGGCGCGCUUAUCCGUGAUGUGCGUGAUAAAAAGGUGGUGGAUUUGAUCCGUUCGGCGCUGCUCACCCCGGUGGUGACCGCAAGUGAUGAUGCUGCAGCGAAGAAGAAGAAGACGAAGAGGAAGUACCAGAAGAAGAAGGUGCUGCCAGAGGGGGAGCCGAAGCCUGACCCUUACUGGCUGCAGACGUUCUUUGGGUUUGCACCAGAGGAGGCCCAGACACAGCCUGAUUGGGGCCACUGUGGGGUGUUGAGCCCGUUGCUUGCCAAUGUGUGCCUGGAUGAGCUUGAUAAGUGGAUCGAAGAGAAGAUUAAGGAGCUUUACAAGCCAUCCAAGUUGGAUGUUGUGGGAGGGGAUGAUGGUAUUGAGCAGGGUAACACAUCAUGGCCGGAGUUUGUUCCCACGAGUGGCCCUGACAAGACAAGGAAGGUGGACUACAUUCGAUAUGGUGGACAUUUCUUAAUCGGUGUGAGGGGGCCAAGAGCCGAUGCGGCGGUGCUUCGGAAGCAGCUAGUUGAGUUUUGUGAUCAGCGAUUCAGGAUCAAACUUGAUAAUGAGAGCCUCCCUAUUGAGCACAUCACAAAAGGAGUCAUGUUCCUUGACCAUGUGUUGUGCCGUCGAGUUGUCUACCCAACGCUGCGUUACACUGCUACAGGAGGCAAGAUCAUUAGUGAGAAGGGAGUUGGUACACUGCUCUCGGUGACAGCUAGUCUGAAGCAGUGUAUCAAACAGUUUCGGAAGCUCGAGUUUUUGAAAGGUGACCGUGAACCAGAUCCACAACCAUGCUUCCGUAUGUUCCACGCCACACAGGCUCACACAAAUUCUCAGAUGAAUAAGCUUUUACUGACGAUGGCAGAGUGGUAUCGCUAUGCUGAUAACCGCAAGAAAGUUGUCAACUUCUGCUCUUACAUUAUAAGGGGGUCCCUGGCAAAAUUAUAUGCUGCCAAGUACAAGCUGCGGUCAAGGGCAAAGGUCUAUAAGAUUGCGUCAAGAAAUCUUAGUCGGCCAUUGAAGGAUAAGAAAGGGCAGUCGCCAGAGUAUCACAAUUUGCUGAGAAUGGGCCUUGUGGAUUCGAUUGAUGGUCUUCAGUAUACAAGGAUGUCGAUGGUUCCUGAUCCUGAUUACACGCCGUUACCAAGUGGAUGGCGGCCAGACCAUGAGAGGAUUUUGCUGGAGUAUAUAAAGCUCACAGAUCAACAGACAUUGGAAGAGCAGCGAAACUGCAUUAGAGAGGAGGGGCUAAUAACACCACAGGACUAUAUUUCGAUGCUUGUAUGGGGCUACAAGAAAAAUGCUGUUUUACUUCCUUCAAAAGUGAGUGAUGCCCAAGGAUCCACAGAGGACCUGGGUUCAGAUACUGAUGAAUUGGAUGAAAAAGAGCUAGGAAAUGAGGGCAAUCAAAGUUUCCCAAAGCUUGCUGAAAUGUCAUGAUGACUAUUGGUGAACUCUGUAGUGUUCCCAAGGGGCUUUUGACUCAUUGACUGGAUGGUUGCUCCAUGACUGUGAACACACGAAACCAACUGCUAGCUCUUUGCUGACUGCUUUGUGGUGGCCUAAGCAGAGGACUACAUGUUUCAUGAGAUCACAACUCAGCCGCUGCUUCGGUCAAGUCUGUUCCUUAAUGUUGAGUGCCAUGGUGAAUAGUGUCCACGGUGCUCGAACAUGCGGUUCGACACAGCAUGGCAUUUCUGGGAACUAGUGGAGAUCUUAUGUUGGUGUCAAAUUGUGUGCCACCUGGAGUGCGUUCCUCAUAUAUCAAGCCUGAAUGUUUGGUGAGACUUUACAUCUUUGUUGACUGCUUCAUGGUGGCCUAAGCAGAUGACUUUUUCCUGCUCAGUGACAGUGAGAUGGCAAUUGUGCCUCUGCAUUGGUCAAGUAUGUUCCUUAAUGCUGAGGGUGAUGGUGAAUACUGUCAGUGGUGCUCAAACAUAAGCUUUGACACAGCAUGGCAUUUCAGGGAACUAGUGGAGAUCUCAUGGUUUCAAAUUGUGUGGUACAUGCAGGGCUAGCUCCUCAUAUAUCAAGCCUGAUGUUUACCGAGACUUUAGAUGCAUUUGAAAGCAUAGAAAAAAAACAGUGUUUACACAUUCCAUCCAACGUCCUGCUUGUGCAAAUUGUUAUCUGUAUAAUCUUUCACUGAAGAGUAAAAACAGCCCGAAGUUCAUGAUGAGCCUUAAGGGCUCAUUUAGAAUUGGAUGAACCCUCUGGCAAGUUCUGGGACCCAAAAAGUUGGCAUCAUGAUGCACUGAUGCAGUGUUUGGUGGUAAGGGCAUUUGGAGGAUUCCAUCACUCCCAAACUCAAGGUGGUACCUUGGUUCCUGCAAGUGCAACAAUUCAAACACGCGCAAUUGUCAGCUCCGAGUCGGCUGGGAAUUAGGCUUGACCCACGGGAGUCAUCCGGCCUGCCUGGGAAGAAACCAACGCCUAUGUUGGUGUGGAAUUUUUCCACACCCAUUCUCGCACAAUGUCAAAGCAGCUUGACUUGCAAGGAGAGCGGCGGGUGGCGUCCACGGGUCGAACCGGUGGCGACGACGUCAACACGCCGCACUCCCCUCUGGCAUUUGUAUCCUCUGGUUACCUUCGCGCCGGUAAUCUUCUUUUGUAUUGGUUAUCGCGUUCUAGGGUUCGUAGAUUUGGUUUAUGCUUCUUGGACCCAGUGAUUGGGGACUUGGGGGGAGGUUUCUGGCCUUCUGGGACAUCAUAUUGCAAAGUUCAUAUCUAGUGCUAAUCUGAAAUAAAAAAUAGUAUGGAUGUGAUGAUAUA